CAAACUCUCUUAUCUUUCUCUUUCAGAUAUGAAUGAUGGACUUGAUCUAUGUAUAAAGCAUCUUACUAGAAUUCGAAUUAGUCAUAAUACAACAUGUAUUUAUCUUUCACAAAGUCCUCACUUGCUCAUGAAACUUGCUUUCGUACUAGAGAAAGUUGAAAUGAGCCAGUUGCAGGACCGGAGUGUUGCGGCUUUGAUUCAAAUAUUGGACGUUUUACUACCGAACAAACUAAAGUCAUUUUCAUUGUCAAACUGUAAAGUUGAACAUACGGAAAAUCUGAAAACACUUUUAAAAGCUCUUGCUAAAUCACAAUCACUAGAGACACAUAGAAGCCUUCUUGUUGAUAAGAAUGAUCCCACGGUCGUAAGCGACUGUGGUGCGUGCUUUAGUGGAAACCAAAAGUCUCAUUUAAACCAGAGUGAAAUGAUUAGCAAUGACGCUACAGGCGGUUUCUAUUCUGGAACGGAAAUCAUUAAUGACAAUCAAGAAAACCAUACGCCAAGCAACACAGCCCAAAGUACUGAAGACAAUUUGUAUGAUGAGGGUGUUUUCUUAAGACAGUCUUCACUAUCUGACACCUGUCAAGAAAUCCCUUAUGUGAACACGAUCACGAUGGCAAGUUCCUCUUCAAUGCGAACGUCAAAAGAAGUUCUACGUAAACGUGAAAUAACAUUGAAUCAACUUCGCCCAAAUUGUUUGACUGAUCUCAAACUCUCUUCUUGUCUAAUGGAUAGCAAAAGUUUGAGAGUGUUCUCCGAAGAAUUGGUUCACUUUGUUAGCUUACUUUCUCUUGAAUUGUGUGAUAUUGGAUUACGUUUCGUUCCUGAAAUGAACAAGGUUCUCACCAGCGUUAAUGAACUUGUAAUCAAUGGAUCGUUACGUUAUCUUGUUUUUGAGAAUGAAUCCCUAAGUUGGCAAAUGGAGAUGUUUUGCGAUAUGCUCAUGUCGUCUUGCGAGAACUGUCGAUCAACAGAAACACAUAAAGGAUUGUGGUCAUUACGUUUGGUAGGUGGCUUCAUUUUUAACAUUGGUAGCUUUGGAAAGAUGCUGGAAACUUGUUCAUUCUGUGAAGAACGAGGCUUUGCUCAUAAAAAUAGUGAAAUUUUGUUGAUGGAAGAUAGACUCCAUUCUUUAAUAGACCAGUGUGCAGACAUGGUUCUUCCACUUUAUCCGGGAUGCUCGCCGCUUGUAGGCCACAGAGAGAAGAAUGAACAGGCUAUAUCUCUAAGUUCAAGACGUCAAUAUAUAACAAGUGGCAUUGAAAGUUUAUAUUUGAGCUUUCACGAUAUUAGUGGUACCAGUGGAAAGGAACUCGCCAACUCACUGUUACACAACCGUAGUUUACGAAAUAUCUCAUUACCUUCGUGUGGUCUGAAAACAGACGAUAUCUCCUGUAUAUUUGACUCCAUUGCAGGUAAUGAGGUGGUCAGAAAAUUGGAGUUACGAAAUAAUCUUUUUGAUAUGAAUCAAAGUUACAGUUUGUGUAAAUUUAUUGCAAUGACUCAUUUGGUACAUUUGGAUUUAUCUUAUUGUAGCCUAGAAGUUAUUCCUGAUGCCGUGGUAGUGUUACUGUCGUCAAACAAAACCCUACAAGUAUUGCUGUUGGCUGGAAACAGAUUGGGUGAUGCAGGUGUAUUUCAACUAAGCGACGUCUUCAUAAAUGGCGGGACUUCAGUAUUGAACACUCUUGAUUUAAGUUGUAAUAAGCUGACAACCUGCUCACUUCUUCAUUUCGGAAAUGUCUUGUCAACAGAAUGGCCAACCAAACUUCGUAAAAUUUCUAUUUGUGAAAAUCCACUGGUAAACGUUUCGACUGUCAGAGAAUGUUUGAAUAAAGUCUUCGAUGUUGUAAUAAUGGAGCCUGUUGUUGAUGGCGCUAUGGCAUACGCGGAUUAUCUCAGCGAGAUGUGACUGCCCUGUCUUUGAGGAGUAAUAUUGUGUACAAGAUUUCCCGUGAAUAGCAAGGCGUGCUCAGUCUUUUGACUAUCAACAUUUUUAGAACUUGCAACAGCAACCAACCAAUAUCGUAUGUUUAGUCUCAUAGAGCUGCAUGAUAGUUGUGACGACUGGCUUUGUCAGAGUCGUCAGGCAUAUGCGCAGUAAAUGACUUUACCAAAACGAAAACGAGGUUAAAUACACAUUUAUCGGUCAAAAUAGAAAAAUAUUUUUCAAGUUCAAGCAUGUGUUAAAGGUUUAGGGGUUAGUAUAAUAAGUUCACAAAUUGACAAGUAA
Molecule: messenger RNA, 2233 nt
Organism: Dendronephthya gigantea
Lineage: Eukaryota; Metazoa; Cnidaria; Anthozoa; Malacalcyonacea; Nephtheidae
Exons: 5
Coding region: 29-1912 (627 amino acids)
Source: RefSeq, a predicted model, not a curated record